This is a messenger RNA of Macrosiphum euphorbiae (potato aphid), 1629 nucleotides long. NCBI's taxonomy places the organism in Eukaryota, Metazoa, Arthropoda, Insecta, Hemiptera, Aphididae. The record is from the annotation of a GenBank genome assembly.
AUGUCGGCCAAGACGAUGUUCUACGCGUUUGCCGUCGUAGCAUUGGCCGCGGUCUGGUCGGCCGCGGCUCUGCCACUGGUCGUCGACGAUGUCACGUCACCCGCCAUCGUGAAGUCAAACGUCGACGUUGAGGCCUCGUCAGGCCAGGUGGUUCAGAAGCAGGAGUCCGAACAGCAGCAGACGGAGGGCACGGACGCGUCGGUUCUGCAAACGGACGUGACCGCAUCGUCCCCGGACGUGCAGCAGUCCAGUCAAACGGAAGAAGUGACUGUUGGAUCGGCAGUUCCAGUGGUUGGAACCGACACUGCCUCACCAGAAGUCUCAAACUCGAAGGCCGAAUCCGACGUUUCCACCACGGCCACCGACGUUGAAAGAACGAACAGCGUCGCCGGAACCAACUCGCCCAGUCCCGUCACCGGAACCAACUCGCCAAUCCCUUACCCUUCCAGCUCCGAUGCCAAACCCAACCCAUCUGUCCCCGUCCACGGCCAAACGCCCAAACCGUACUACACGGGUAGCGUGCAGACUGUGAAACUAGGACCUAACAUGCCGUUCUUUUUGGAAUUUUUCCAGCCUUUCCAGUCCUUCCAACCUUUCCAGCCAUUCCAGCCUAUGGUUCCCAACCAUGAGCAACCACCGUUCAGACACCAACCGAUUCCGUUCGGCACUCCCAUCGACCCGUUCGCCAACCCUAUGAAUGCCCAACCUUUCAACCAGAUGGUUGAAGCGUACACCAACGACUUCAGAAGCAUGAUGGAAUCUUUCGACAAAUUGGGCCUUCCGCCAUUAGAAAGUGUGGGCGUCAAACAAGAAGAUCCGACCAAGCCCGUGAGGAAGACUACGUCCAAGACCGAGAUCAUUGACGGACACAGAGUCCAAAUAAACGAAACUACGGUCAGCGGCGGAGACGAAAACCACAAGAGUUUCUACCAUUUCAAAGAGAUCCAGUGGAGACAAACGAAAUCAAACCGUACGUAUAUCAUGACAAAUCAUGACAACCGGACGAACUUUGUUAAAAAGACACCGGCCGGACCCGUCCCUCUGGACGAUCAAUUCCAGACUGCCGCGGCCAGCUACUACGCGCCUUACGCUCCGAUGUUCCGGUCGCAUCAACAGCCACCAACCGGCCAUUUGCAGCAGAAGCAGUACCACGGAUCGUAUAUGAUGCCGAACCAGGGCUUUUACCCGGUACCGAACCAAGUCCCUUACCCUGCACCGAACCAAGGUCAUUACCCGGCACCGAACCAAGGCCAUUACCCGGCACCUAACCAAGGCUAUUACCCGGCACCUAACCAAGGCUAUUACCCGGCACCUAACCAAGGUUAUCACCCGGCACCAAACCGAAUACCGCAUCCAGCCCAGAACCACGGAUCGCGUCCGCAUCAACAGCCAAUCAGCUUGGAAGGCGACACUCUGGUCAACGAGCUGGUCGCGGCCCAACAGCAAGCGAACGGCGGCACGGUGUUGCCGCCCAACGUGGAAUUUGUGGACGUGAACGGCAAACCGCAACCCAGCGGCGAGUAUUAUCACUACAACAGCCAACAGCACCACCACCACAACAACAACAACAACAACAUCAACGACAGCGGAAAUCGCGGUCAUGACAAGUUUCCCGGCCGUAAGUACUGA